AUGAAUGGGGGAACGUUCAAGGGACUCAAAAUGGGUGAAAGGAGAUCAAAGAAGAAGCAGCAAUCGACUACUGAAUCUGAGGAGACGGUAUCUAGUGAAGGAGAUGACUCGCUAGACAGUUCGGAUGAUUCGGAGCCCGAACCAAGGCGUGAAAGGAAGCUGCGUAGACCACGUCCGGUAUCAGAGUGGAAUCUUCGCUACGAUGGCAAGGAUGAUGGGAAACGUUUGAACAAGUUCAUUGCUGAGGUUGAAGGUAUGGCAGAAGCGGAAAACCUAAGCAAGAGAGCGUUGUUCAAAGAGGCCAUUCACCUAUUCUCGGGCGAAGUUCGCACCUGGUAUAUGGAAGGCAAGAAGAACAGGAAUUUCACGAAUUGGAAGGAGUUAUUGAAGACGGGAUCGGCGCAAAAGUCGUCACAGGUGAACGAAGUCUACCAAAGCUCGUCACCGAAGUUCUACAAGCCGCAGCCGAAGCCGGAUUGGAAGCCGAAGGGUACCGGAAACAAACCAGGUUGGAGCGAUAACAGGAAGCAGUCAGACCAUCCGAGGAAACCGACAGAGAACAAGAACGAGAAGUCUUCACAACCUGGACCCACUAAAACCCAACAACAACCAGGAAAUAGUAGAGCAACGCUGGAAGAGCGUGUGGUUCGACAUCGAGUACCGGACAGUACGGUGUGUUACAACUGUCGCGGGAAGUAUCAUCACUUCAAAGCGUGCUUGAAGGAGCGGGAACUGUUUUGUGCGGUGUGUGGAUUUUAUGGCUUUACACACGAGAACUGCCCGUUUUGUGCAAAAAACGGUCGCAAGUCGGCGUAG
This is a messenger RNA of Culex pipiens pallens (northern house mosquito), 816 nucleotides long. RefSeq lists its product as uncharacterized. The coding region runs from base 1 to 816 and encodes 271 amino acids. The record is from RefSeq and is a predicted model, not a curated record. Gene Ontology annotation, molecular function: nucleic acid binding; zinc ion binding. The transcript is spliced from 3 exons. Lineage: Eukaryota; Metazoa; Arthropoda; Insecta; Diptera; Culicidae.